This is a messenger RNA of Trichoplax adhaerens, 1203 nucleotides long. RefSeq lists its product as uncharacterized. The record is from RefSeq and is a predicted model, not a curated record. Bases 1 to 1203 code for a protein of 400 amino acids. Lineage: Eukaryota; Metazoa; Placozoa; Uniplacotomia; Trichoplacea; Trichoplacidae. Gene Ontology annotation, molecular function: G protein-coupled receptor activity; protein-hormone receptor activity. Gene Ontology annotation, cellular component: membrane. The transcript has 2 exons. Gene Ontology annotation, biological process: G protein-coupled receptor signaling pathway.
AUGGUUCCGGCUAAAGUAACAACAUGUCAACCUAUAGCUAUUGAAUUAUUAUCAAGUUGUCAGCAUUUAUUAUCUCAUCUAUCCCUACGACUUUAUAUCUGGAUUGUAGGUGGCGUAGCAUUUAUUGGUAAUAUAUUAGUAUUCUGCUUUCAUUGGAAAAAUUCAUGUAAGGGUCGACCGAAGCAAGUAUUUCGCCUAUUGUUAUUUAAUUUAACUGUAGCCGAUUUUUUAAUGUCCAUCUAUUUGUUUAUAAUUGCGAUCGCUGAUCAAUUUUAUCAUAAUCAUUAUGGCCAAUAUUCAGAAAAUUGGUUAAGGAGUACACCGUGUCUAUUAGCCUUUUUCUUGGGUAGUUUAUCGAGUAUUAUGUCGAUCUUGAUGAUGCUGCUUAUUAGUAUUGAUCUCCACUUACGUACUGUUGAUCCGAUCCGUUAUCAAAGUCGGAAUUAUAAGUAUAACAGUUUUAGAACUACAAUUAUUCUAUUCUGGUUGUCAUGUCUAUUGUAUGUCGGAAUACCUACUAUUACAAGUGCUAAUGCUGCUGGUAAUGAUCGAGUUUAUAAAUAUAGCAGCAUUUGUAUGCCAAGCAAUGUAGAUAAUACUUAUUUUAAAACAUGGAUUUUAAUUAUUACAUUUUUAACUGCUGGUAUAUGGCUAACAAUUUGUGUAUUAUACUAUUUAGUCUUUAUAAAAGCAUAUCGAAGUAGUAUUUCAGUACAACGUACAUCAGCAUCAGCAGACCGAAAAUUAGCGAGAAAACUAUCCAUCAUAUUAUUAACUGAUUUAAUUUCAUGGCUGCCUUACUAUUUUAUCAUGUUCAAAGUCAUGUGUACUAAUACCAUCGAUAUCUUUGAGCUAAAAUUUGUAAUCAUACUUGCAUUACCAAUUAAUUCUGCCCUAAAUCCGUUCUUGUAUAGUUGUAAUUAUUUUACUACUCCAUGUUUUUGCCGAAAUGCUCAAAUUGAUAAACCAGUCACAGUUCGCCAACGUAGUAGAUCGUCUGCUUCAGUUCGAGAUACUAGCCCUAAUCGAACUCUUGCUACUAAUCAUGGUUAUUCCGGUGAAAAUAGAGUCCAGAAUAAUUGUAAUAGUUCAAAACGAAUGAAUGCCUUAACAGAGUUUGGUCAAUCUGAGACACGUCAUAAAAUAUUAUUGCGUUGCUUAUAUCAGAUAAAAUUUGGAAUUGCCGAUAUUGGUCGUUGUUGA